This is a messenger RNA of Danio rerio (zebrafish), 888 nucleotides long. Lineage: Eukaryota; Metazoa; Chordata; Actinopteri; Cypriniformes; Danionidae. The record is from RefSeq and is a predicted model, not a curated record.
CAGAGUAGACGAUAUUUUAACUUGUACUGUAGCUGAGCACUUGUGCCUUUAGUGUUGUGAGUACGAUGGAGCUGCAGCAUCGUUUUUCUGUGUCUCAGAAUGAAUACGAACAACACGGUGAUACAGAUAUAGAGGACAGAGGCAGGCAGAUAAAUGAAACUCUUAAAACAGAAGAUAUUUACCAAAGUCUUGAUGUUCCACCAGCAGACCGAAGAACUGUUAACCGAACUGGACUAAAGUCAGAAAAGCCUUGUAAGGGGAAUUAUGUGUAUUUACUGUUUGCCGUGAACAUCCUUCUCUUGGUCGUCAUCCUUGCCAUUGUGGGCUUAAAUUACUCUCACAACCAAGAAAAACAAACGAUAAAAGGACAAACAGAAGUGUGGCUUCUGUACAACAAUGUGUUUUAUUUGUUCUGGAGUGACGACAGUGACUGUAACGCUGCCAAAAGCUUCUGCUCAAAGAGAAAUGCCACCUUGGCCACUGUAUCAGAGCUUAAUAAGGGCUGGCUGAUCUCCAGAACCAAUGAAAAGCCAUUUUGGAUCUUACAAGCCCCUUCAGAGGGAUCCGGAUCAUCAUAUGUGGAUGAUGAAGAUCAGGAGUGUGGCUUCAUUAGCUCUGAUGUUGAUGCAGAUUUUGGAGAAGGGUUUGUGUGUGCGAGAAGAGUGAAUAUUGACAGCUCUUUGGAAACGAUUUACCGAUUAACAAAAGGGGAGUUUCAAGGGUUUUAAGGGAGUGUCUACCCUCUGAUGGUCGUCUAAAAGAGCGCCUGCAUUACCUUUUUUUUGUGCUAUUUUUGUAUAACUUUAUAGGCUACUGAUUUAUUGUGCUAUUAUUUGACUGUAACUUUUCAAGAUUAACUAUGCUAUAAUAAUAAAAAAAAACAUUUAU